Messenger RNA from Rana temporaria (common frog), 810 nucleotides. RefSeq lists its product as uncharacterized. Bases 1 to 810 code for a protein of 269 amino acids. The transcript is spliced from 3 exons. The record is from RefSeq and is a predicted model, not a curated record. NCBI's taxonomy places the organism in Eukaryota, Metazoa, Chordata, Amphibia, Anura, Ranidae.
AUGAUCUUUUCCCUGUCCCCCAAUCUUCAAAGACUAGAAUUUUACCAGCUUCUCCCGGUCACGUAUGCGUUACCGGUACAAAUUACUACUCAGAGCCAGGUACACAUCAUUACUCAGAGCCAGGUACACAUCAUUACUCAGAGCCAGGUACAAAUUACUACUCAGAGCCAGGUACAUAUCAUUACUCAGAGCCAGGUACACAUCAUUACUCAGAGCCAGGUACACAGUAUUACUCAGAGCCAUGUACACAGUAUUACUGAGAGCCAGGUACACAGUAUUACUCAGAACCAGGUACACAUCAUUACUCAGAGCCAGGUACACAUCAUUACUCAGAGCCAGGUACAAAUUACUACUCAGAGCCAGGUACACAUCAUUACUCAGAGCCAGGUACAAAUUACUACUCAGAGCCAGGUACAUAUCAUUACUCAGAGCCAGGUACACAUCAUUACUCAGAGCCAGGUACACAGUAUUACUCAGAGCCAUGUACACAGUAUUACUCAGAGCCAGGUACACAGUAUUACUCAGAACCAGGUACACAUCAUUACUCAGAGCCAGGUACACAUCAUUACUCUGAGCCAGGUACAAAUUACUACUCAGAGCCAGGUACACAUCAUUACUCAGAGCCAGGUACAAAUUACUACUCAGAGCCAGGUACACAUCAUUACUCAGAGCCAGGUACACAUCAUUACUCAGAGCCAGGUACAAAUUACUACUCAGAGCCAGGUACAUAUCAUUACUCAGAGCCAGGUACACAUCAUUACUCAGAGCCAGCUAACCAUACUGGGACUCCGUGAGGAAGCGCUGCAAUAA